AUGUGUUGGUUUUGGAGAAAAAUGAGUAUCGCUCAUGCAUAUUUCAUUCACAAAGAACAAAACAAAAGUAAAAUUAAAUCGGAAUUUUAUGAUUCUCCAGGACCGUUUGAAUAUGAAAAAUUCCAUGUUAAAGAAAUGAUUAUGUUGAUGUUUGAUGCUCAUAAUUCAUGUCUCAUGAGGCAUGUGAAUAUGUUGGAUUAUGCUCAUCUCUUGCUUCUCAUUUUAUGUUUUUUUAUGCUGAAAGAAAUAUAA
Molecule: messenger RNA, 252 nt
Organism: Clunio marinus
Lineage: Eukaryota; Metazoa; Arthropoda; Insecta; Diptera; Chironomidae
Source: the annotation of a GenBank genome assembly